Messenger RNA from Monopterus albus (swamp eel), 2907 nucleotides. It is a transcript of the gene insyn2a, whose product is annotated as inhibitory synaptic factor 2A. Bases 422 to 1909 code for a protein of 495 amino acids. Gene Ontology annotation, biological process: inhibitory postsynaptic potential. The record is from RefSeq and is a predicted model, not a curated record. The transcript is spliced from 4 exons. Gene Ontology annotation, cellular component: postsynaptic density. Lineage: Eukaryota; Metazoa; Chordata; Actinopteri; Synbranchiformes; Synbranchidae.
GAGAACUGCAGCAGCAUGAUGGGGAUAUUCUGCCUGCGUGGGCUCUGUUGCUGAGGCGUCCAGAGUUGAGCCACAGUGUGCCUGCGUGUGUGUGAGUGUAUGUGUAUGCGUGAGUGAGUGAGUGAGUGAGUGAGUGCUGACGCGGGAGGCGAGGAGGAAAAGAGAGGGGUAGUGUUGACUGACUGGGGCUGAGAGGAACCUCACGCCACUGGAUCAGAGGACGUCGAUGUGCAACAACUACUCGAACUACUACCGCUGCUGCUCUGUGUGCCGCUGCCUGCCUGUCCUCUUAACUUCUGCCAUGGCAUAGCCUCCUCUUCCAGCUCGCCUCUAAUCCACUAAGGAAACGGGCAUGCAUGGGCACAACCAAGGAUCUCAGCUAUCGCAUCCUUUACAUCAGUAAUUCACAGUCUGAGGAAACAUGGUGAGCAAGGAGGGUGGCAAAUGCAUGCUCACCAACUCAGAGUCUGACUCGGAGGCAGCGUCCUUGCCCUCUACCUCGCUGGCACUGGAGGUGAAGUAUUCCCUGGAAGCCAGUCGACAGGUGAGGAAGAGAAACAAGGCCCUGCAAGUGCGUUUUAAGGAUAUCUGUGAGGCGCAGAACGAGCAAAGGGAGGCAGAGUUGCAGGCAGCGGGGAAGGGUGGCAAGCCGAUCUCAUACAAAGUGGCAUACCACAAGUACAUGACCGUUCCUGCUCGCAGAUCCAUCCCAAAUGUCACAAGGAGCACAGGCGUGCAGACGUCCCCCGACCUGAAGAAACGCUAUCAGACCUUUCCUUUUGAGCGCAAAAAAGGCCACACCUUUAAACACGUGGUGGCUGUGGAAACUUAUAAAGGUCAAAAUAACGGUUUUGUCAUGGAGGUGAAACAGUCCAAGGCUGCUGAGCAAGGUUUAGAUGAGGAGGAGGACGAGGGAGCCUGUGGAAGGAGUGGAGUUCGGAGGACCAGGGCUCUACUCCAUACUAAUGAGUGCAUUGGCACAGUGGAGCAGCACACAGCACCUGAUGGCCUGUGCUCUGACGCUCUGCUGCUCAGCUGCUCUGCAGACACAGACUGCCUUGCAGACACACCAAGAGGAAGUGGAGCCGGAGCACAGGCAGAGUACCAGCUCUGCAGUGCCCCAUCCAAAGCCAGGACAGGAUUACAACACAGGCAAGUCGAUACAGAGCGCUUGGCUAAGAGGCAGCUGCUGAGCAUGGAGGGGGGCUCAUCUCAAACCCUGCCGGACAGGGCCUCCAAGGUUACGGGCCCCAUCGCCUGGAACUCCCUUACACAAGUGGAGUGUCUGGACAGUCCCUCCGUGCGGAGCAAGCGGAAGAAAGGCCUGCAGCUCAAUGGGCUGCAGAGUGACACACUACCACGUUCUAGCGUAGGCUGUAUAACACAGGUACAGUGCCACACCGGACAAUUAUCUGCCAGGCCUCUUAGGGGCAUGGAAGAGCCUCCGUUUCCCUGCAGGGGUGGUGAGGCUGGUGGCGCACCACCUGACCAAACACAGGAGGCCUGUAAGCAAAUAGUGCCUAUCAAUCAGGAGGGGGAUGUUAAAGCACAGCUCCAGGCUAUGGAAAAUCUCAUCAGCUCCAGCCAAGAGACCAUCAAAGUGCUGCUAGGGGUUAUCCAGGAACUGGAGAAGGGGGAGGCUCACAGAGAAGGACUCUCCUAUCGAACCGGACAGGACACAGCGAACUGUGACACAUGCCGGAACAGCGCAUGCAUUAUUUACAGUGUUGAGCUGGACUUCAAGCAGCAGGAGGACAAGCUGCAGCCGCUGAUGAAGAGGCUUUGCCCCACAGAGGAUGCCCAUUUUGCCUGCCUGCCUUACCCCCAGGAGGCCUUCACGUCCACCCCAAAACGCAAGUCCAAAGCUGAAACCAAGAAGCAUGCUCGCUGGAAACUUUGGUUCCUGUGAAAACACAGGACCACCUCCUCUGCCGCUAGGAUUUACGUACCCAUCUGGUCAUCGAUAUUUUUUGGUUUAUCCAUCUUCUGUUUUAUCACCAUCUCCUUGGCUUUUUGUAAACUUGGUAGCCAGUAUUAAUGGAGAGCUCCACCACUGGAUACUAAACCUCUUAGAAAUGACAGGAUGUGUAAGGGGCCACGAGUGUGGAUUCCAUGAAGAUUUCUAAAUCUCAUGCUUACCAAAAAUGGAUUCAGAGUUAUUUUGAACUAAUUUCAUCAAACAGAGUGUGAAAUUGCACCAGGACAACAUAUCUGGAGAUCAGCAAGGUGAGAAGACUAAUUUGAUUUCCUUCUGUCAAUUUGCAUAUAUUUUUUUAAGCUGACAUCUACUGGGUCUUAUUAUAUAGUGGUUCAGCGAACAUAACAUUUCUAUUCACCUGUUGGGACUUUGUCUUCCCAGCCUCCAGGAGAGGCUGGCAAGUCAACAACAACAAUGCUCUGAGGUCUACAUCAACAGCAUAUCAUCGUACUGCAAAGCACAAUGAACACUGUUCAGGAUACAUUUUCUCCAGAAUAAAUGAAUAUUUUGAGUAUUAACUCAGUGAAGAUUACCUAGUAAUUAUGACAUUCAUAAAAGAAGAGACCUACAGGACAAAGAAGGGACAGAUGUUUAUUGGAGGUCUAUGAUCAACUUUCUAUCCAUCGCCAACAUGUCUCCUUCAAAUCGACUGACUUUGAAGUAAAGAAUGAAUAAAUAACACUUAUUUUCCUAAUAACAUCCACAAAGUUAGAACUCAAUGUACUUUUUUCUAUAUAAAAAUAUAUCUAUAUACAUUCACUUCAAGGUUUAGCGGACUAUAUUUGAGCUGCAGUGAAGGGGGCUUUGCAUAUCAAAAACUGCAGCAGACAGAAGGUAAAUAAUUUCUGAUAUUGAAUUCCAUUUCAGACAUCCAACUUAGUUUUUACUAACCUCACAAUGCAGAUGGUCACUGAAGCCCAAUAACAAAA